Messenger RNA from Pyrus x bretschneideri (Chinese white pear), 1735 nucleotides. RefSeq names its product protein encore-like. The record is from RefSeq and is a predicted model, not a curated record. Lineage: Eukaryota; Viridiplantae; Streptophyta; Magnoliopsida; Rosales; Rosaceae. Gene Ontology annotation, molecular function: nucleic acid binding. The coding region runs from base 276 to 1235 and encodes 319 amino acids. The transcript has 6 exons.
UUGGCCGACCCUGAGAUGGGUAGGACUAUUGCUUAAUGUUCUGCCCUCCUCCGACAAACAUAAGUACGACGACAGAUUGAUAAGGGUGGAACGAACCCACGACCCAACACACAGCACCGCUGAAGCAAAAUCUCAACGAGGAGAAAGUUUCCGUCUCCCUCUCUCUAUCUCUCUCUCUCUCUCUCUCUCUCUCUCUCUCUCUAUCUCUGGACUCUCUCUCUCUCUCUCUAGAGAGACUGAGAAAUUCCUGGAAUUUGAUUCAAUUUUUCGACAACAUGAGUUUGACCCAGUUCGCCAUGGUUGAGGAAUUGGCUUCUCUUGUCAAAGACAAUCUUACUUGCAAGCAUCUUAUUCUCUCAGUGGAAGAGGCCUUGGUGGACUUCCUUCAGAUUGAUACCAGUUCCAGUGGGGUCUUGGAGUUGGAACCAAUGAGCUCGUACAACCGUCUUCUCUUGCAUCGUCUUGCAGAUAUAUUUGGGUUUUCCCAUGAAUCUGUUGGUGAAGGAGAUGACCGCCACUUAAUUUUGGAGCGAUGCCCAGAGACUUCAAUACCUUCCAUCCUUGUUGGUGAUAUUUUGUGGCAGUAUGAUGAGACUGAUUCUCCAACGACUUCGCACCUAUUAUUAAAGAGGACAGAAAGCCGCCCAGUGUUGAGGAAAAAACCACCUUUGCUUCACCAUUCACUUGAGGAGAGAGAAGCAGCUUAUUUGGCUGCUCGCGAGCGAAUAUUUUCAAGCGACUUGGGCGAGGUGAAAGAAUCUGUCAGGCAGAAGCCACGUAGUGACCCUGUUGUUGCCCGACGGAUGAUAGCACAUGCCCUAGGCCAGAGAAUCAAUCCAUCCAGUCAGGGUUCCCCUCAUGAGGAUUGCAAAGCUUCUGGAGGGCAGACUGAUGAAUUAAAUGUUCAAGGCAAGGUUGCUGAUGAGGCUAAUUUGACUGCAGAAUCUUUUCAGCAUACCAUCUCCCUUUCGAACGGAGAUAUGAACUCGUGUGGUGAAGUGAAAAACAACCACCGUAGUAAUAGUGGCUCACCUCUCACCCGAAGUGAAAAGGAGAUAUCCCAGAAACAAGGUGACAAUAAUGGAAGAAACGGACAUGGUGUAGAUGAGCAAUACAUCAAAAGGGAGCAGGUGGGAGCAGCAAAGAGGAUGUUUGCUAAUGCCUUGGGAAUGCGUUCAGGGAAGAAUGAUUCUCUCUCAAAAUGCAGCGAGGUAAAGCAUGAUAGCACAGAGUAACGGUUGAAGUGUUUAGAAAAGUAUACCGGUAUGCUGUUUCAUUUAUCGUGUACCCAGUACAACUAAGAUCCGGAGCAUCUUGGGUCUUCAGUCAAGUGAAUGGUUUAUGGGCAUGUAUUGAGAGUUCUGAUGGCAUGUGAGGAGAUGCAUGCAAAAGGAGGGAAACCUUUUGAGGGUAGAACGCUGGCAGCUGCUCAGUUCUAUAUGGAUGGACAACGAUUUUCCUCGCAGCCAGCCUAUACAAGGAGCAGAUUCUUAAGCAUCUGCCAGUGUCGAAGAUAGGUUGUGUUAAUUACGGGACGCAUCUGUAUGGUAUGGGUGGUGCAAGAAGGAAAAAAUCGCUACUCAAAGAUUUUGCUUACCACCUUGAUUCUAUUUCGUGUCCUUUUGUAUUUGUUGGCUUGACAUUUCCCUACUUCUCGAGCACAGGAUCAUCCAAAAACUCAAAAUUUGUGUGUUUCAAUAAAACUGUAAGCUAACUCGCAAUUUAUAACCGGUUU